Nymphalis io (European peacock) is the source of this 602-nucleotide messenger RNA. Its product is annotated as UPF0389 protein GA21628. Lineage: Eukaryota; Metazoa; Arthropoda; Insecta; Lepidoptera; Nymphalidae. The transcript has 2 exons. The record is from RefSeq and is a predicted model, not a curated record. Bases 65 to 475 code for a protein of 136 amino acids.
AAUUUAAUUUUACUUUCAUCGUAAUAUUUUGAAGGUCGUGGGAUUUCGGACGGAUCAAUUAAAAAUGGAUAAGCUUCUCCUUUUUAGAUUUAGACCUUCAAUAAGUAUACUAAGAAGAUUUAUGUGUACACCUCAAGGCGGAGCAAACCAGCCUACAAGCAGAGACAGUCCUAUAGGUGCAAGAUACAGACCAAAUGAAUUUCAAAAAUUUAUUCUUGUAUGGACUAAAAAGUACAAAAGCAAGGCUGAAAUACCGAAAGAAGUAUCUUUAGACUUAUUAGAGAGGACUCGAAGUGAAGCAAGAAUUAAACUUUCAAACUAUCUUAUACUCCUCACUAUUCUCGCUAGUGUAUAUGCUGUGUUUUCUGGUAAAGCUGCGGCGAAGAGAGGUGAAUCUGUCCAACAAAUGAAUUUAGACUGGCACAAACAAUAUGAAGAAGAUUACAAAAAGAAGCAAGAAGCUCAGAAAAAUUAAUCAUGUGUAAACUAAAAUAUUUUUUAAGCUGUGUUACUCCAAUAGAUAUAGGUUAAUAUUUAUUAUGAGACAUUAACACAACAUAUUAUAUAACUUAUGUAGAGAAAUAUAAUUUUUAAAAGCAAAA